Molecule: messenger RNA, 5606 nt
Organism: Balaenoptera musculus (blue whale)
Lineage: Eukaryota; Metazoa; Chordata; Mammalia; Artiodactyla; Balaenopteridae
Gene: GAK
Product: cyclin G associated kinase
Exons: 26
Coding region: 283-4104 (1273 amino acids)
Biological process (GO): protein phosphorylation; clathrin-dependent endocytosis; positive regulation of Notch signaling pathway
Cellular component (GO): intracellular membrane-bounded organelle; cytoplasm; vesicle
Molecular function (GO): AP-2 adaptor complex binding; ATP binding; protein serine/threonine kinase activity
Source: RefSeq, a predicted model, not a curated record
GCCUGCGUCUAGCUGUGGUUGACCGCGGCCGAGAGGCUGCUCAGUGAUGCCCUCUCCGUGUUUGCUUCACUGGACUUAGCUGUAGCACGUGUCUAGUAGGAAGGAGUUUUCUUCCUUCUUCUUCACUCUCAGGGUGAUGAUAAGAGAUUUGUAGCCUUGGGAGCGUUGUCAUUCCUGCUGAGAGGUCUCCAAGCCGGGGAUGGGCAGCCCCCUGCCUCUGCCCUUCUGCCUGUCCUUCGUGACCUGUUGUGGCCCACGGUGCCCUCGCCAGGCCUGGUUCCCAUGGGCCUCUGUGUCGCUUCUGAUCAGCCCCCCGAGUCCCGCUCGCCCUGCCCGGAGCACUCGGGCCCUGGGCGUCCGUGCGUGGAGCGUCGGUCUGUGGGGCUGGUGCUGGUCUGCUCUCCACUCCCGCACGUGUUCUCCUGGAACUGGGGUCUUGCCCUUGGCUGUCAGAAUCUGUUCUCUUCCGUCUCGAAGCUCUGUCCACUGCGAGCCUGCCGGCCGCCUGGGCCCAAGCGUCCUCACCUCGCGGGGUUUCCAGUAGCCUCGUUCACCUCUCGCAGCCUCACACGUGCCACGCCCUCCGCCUGCUGUCCCGCCCGGCCUGUGGUCAGACUUACGCAUUCUCCUUUAACAAGACACCUGCAGAAAAAACUUUCAGGCCACCCAAAUAUUGUCCAGUUUUGUUCUGCAGCGUCAAUCGGAAGAGAGGAGUCGGACACCGGGCAGGCCGAGUUCCUGCUGCUCAUGGAGCUCUGCAGAGGGCAGCUGGUGGAAUUUUUAAAGAAAAUUGAAUCUAAAGGUCCGCUCUCGUGUGAUACCGUCCUGAAGAUAUUCUAUCAGACGUGCAGGGCGGUGCAGCACAUGCACAGACAAAAGCCGCCCAUCAUCCAUAGAGACCUCAAGGUUGAAAAUUUACUGCUCAGUAACCAGGGGACCAUUAAGCUGUGCGACUUCGGCAGUGCCACAACCAUAUCGCACUACCCGGACUACAGCUGGAGCGCCCAGCGCCGGGCCCUGGUGGAGGAGGAGAUCACCAGGAACACGACUCCCAUGUACAGGACGCCGGAGAUCGUGGACUUGUACUCGAACUUUCCAAUUGGCGAGAAGCAGGACAUCUGGGCCCUGGGCUGCAUCCUGUACCUGCUCUGCUUCGGGCAGCACCCGUUUGAGGACGGGGCGAAGCUUCGCAUCGUCAACGGGAAGUACGCGAUCCCUGCCGACGACACACGCUACUCCGUGUUCCACGGCCUCAUCCGUGCCAUGCUCAGGGUCAACCCCGAGGAGCGGCUAUCCAUCACGGAGCUGGUGAACCAGCUCCAGGAGAUCGCGGCCGCCCGCAGCGUGAACCCCAAGUCGCCCAUCACCGAGCUCCUGGAGCAGAAUGGAGGCUACGGGCACGCGGCCCCUCCUGCGGGCUCCACAGGCAGCGGCUGCGGUGGAGGCCUGGUGGUCGCCGAGUACGACCAGCCCUAUGGCGGGCUCCUGGACAUCCUGCGGGGCAGCACCGAGCGCCUCUUCACCAACAUCAAGGACACCUCCUCCAAGGUCAUCCAGUCCGUUGCCAAUUAUGCAAAGGGAGAUUUGGAUAUUUCUUACAUCACAUCCAGAAUUGCAGUGAUGUCGUUCCCGGCGGAAGGCGUGGAGUCGACCAUCAAGAACAGCGUCGAAGACGUGCGGUUGUUUCUGGACUCGAAGCACCCGGGCCGCUAUGCUGUCUACAACCUGUCCCCGAGGACGUACCGGGCCUCCAGGUUCCACAACCGGGUCUCCGAGUGUGGCUGGGCAGCCCGGCGGGCCCCGAGCCUCCGUAGCCUGUACAGCCUCUGCAGGAACAUGCACGCCUGGCUGCGCCAGGACCCCGGGAACGUCUGCGUGGUGCACUGCAUGGACGGGAGGGCCGCGUCUGCCGUGGCCGUCUGCUCUUUCCUGUGCUUCUGCCGGCUCUUCAGCACCGCGGAGGCCGCCGUGUACAUGUUCAGCAUGAAGCGCUGCCCGCCGGGCAUCUGGCCGUCCCACAAAAGGUACAUCGAGUACAUGUGCGACAUGGUGGCAGAGGAGCCCAUCACGCCCCACAGCAAGCCCAUCCUGGUGAGGGCCGUGGUCAUGACGCCUGUGCCCCUGUUCAGCAAGCAGCGGAGCGGCUGCCGGCCCUUCUGCGAGGUCUACGUGGGGGAUGAGCGUAUGACCACCACGUCCCAGGAGUACGACAAGCUGAGGGAUUUUAAAAUCGAGGACGGCAAAGCGGUCAUUCCCCUGGGCAUAACGGUCCAGGGGGACGUGCUUAUCAUCAUCUAUCACGCGAGGUCCACCCUGGGAGGAAGGCUGCAGGCUAAGAUGGCGUCCAUGAAGAUGUUCCAGAUCCAGUUCCACACAGGGUUUGUGCCUCGGAAUGCAGCUACUGUGAAAUUUGCAAAGUAUGACCUGGACGCUUGUGACAUUCAGGAGAAAUAUCCCGAUUUAUUUCAAGUGAACCUGGAGGUGGAGGUGGAACCCAGAGAUAGGCCCGGCCACGAGGCCCCACCCUGGGAGAGUGCGAGCAUGCGGGGGCUGAACCCCAAGAUCCUGUUUUCCAGCCGGGAGGAGCAGCAAGACAUUCUAUCUAAAUUUGGAAAACCAGAGCUCCCCAGGCAGCCGGGCUCCUCUGCGCAGUAUGACGCCGAGGCCGGGCCUGCGGACGCCGAGCCCCCGGAGUUGGACUCGCCGCACAGCAACGAGAACGCCGACCGCUUUCUGCACACGCUGGACUGGCGGGAGGACGGGGACUGCGCGACAGGCCCAGAGGGUCACCUUGCCGAGGAGGGUCCGUCUGCCGCGGCCGAGGACGGACGUGUGAGCGAGCCGUCUGACGAGGAAGCCCCGACGCUCUCGGCUGAGAGCGGGGACGUGGCCGACGAGGACACGCCGGGCCCGGACCUGCCACAGGAGGACGGUGUGGACCUCCUGGGGCUGCACUCCGAGGCAGGGCCGGCGCCCCCCACGCAGGCCCGCGGGGGCCCCCCCAGCAACGCGGACCUGCUCAGCCGCCUCCUGGGGGCCCCGGCGGCUGCUCCAGAGGGUGCCGCAGGCGGUCUGCUCGGUGGGGACGCGGCCCUGCUCUUCACCAGCCCAGCCUCUGCCCCGAGCGCACGGACCACGGUCCCGGCCGCCACCCUGCCUGCAUCCUUCCCUGCCACCCACAGCGCUCCACCCCUGGCCCGCGGCACCGACUUCCUGCAUCUGGGUGACCUGCCAGCGGAGCCCAGCAAGAUGACAGCCUCUACCAGCCACCCGGACCUGCUGGGAGGAUGGGACGCCUGGGCUGAGGCCCCGGCCGCUGCACCAGCUGCAGAAGGCCCCUUCGUCUCUCCUAGAGGCCAGCCGGCCCCUCCUGGCCCCCCAGCCAGCCAGACCAAGUCUCAGAGCCAGGACCCAUUUGCGGACCUCAGCGAUCUCAGUUCCGGCCUCCAAGGCUCGCCCGCUGCACCUGCUCCUGGGGGCUUCGGUCCCAAAACAGUCCCCCCUCCCAAGGCCAGUGGCUCCUGGCAGAUGAGUCGGCCCCCAGCCCAGGGCACCCCGUGGCCCCCCCAGGCCAAGCCAACCCCCAGAGCCAGCGUACAGCCACGGCCAAACUACACCUCCAGCUUCAGUGUGAUCGGCAGCCGGGAGGAGAGGGGGGUCCGUGCCCCCGGCUUCGGUCCAAAGCCAAGGGUGUCGGAGAACGAUUUCGAAGACCUGUUGUCCAACCAGGGCUUCUCCUCCCGGGCCGACAGGAAGGGGCCGAGGACGAUCGCCGAGAUGAGGAGGCAGGACCAGGCGCGGGACUCAGACCCGCUCAAGCUGAAGCUCCUGGACUGGACGGAGGGCAAGGAGAGGAACAUCCGCGCUCUGCUGUCGACGCUGCACACGGCGCUGUGGGACGACGAGCGCCGCUGGACGCCCGUGGGCAUGGCCGACCUGGUGACGCCGGCGCAGGUGAAGAAGCACUACCGCCGCGCCGUGCUGGUGGUCCACCCGGACAAGGCCCGGGGGCAGCCCUACGAGCAGUACGCCCGGAUGAUCUUCAUGGAGCUCAACGACGCCUGGGCCGAGUUCGAGAGCCAGGGCUCCCGGCCGCUCUUCUGAGCCCACGGGUCGUGGCUGCAGGUGCGGCUCGUGGAGCUGGAAGCUGCUGGCUGGCCUGGAGGGCUGCGCGGGGGCCGGGGCGGCAUGGGCUGGCGCGGCUGCAGCUGGCAUCACGUCGCGCCCGCCACGCUCAGCGGAUCCAGAGCCAGCGCUACUCCCUUCGCAGGAAGAGAAAGCAUUCCAAAGCCUCCGAGUUCUUUCUUUUUCUCUUCUGGUCCUGAAGGAAAGGUGACGAUUUGCACUCCUCCCACACGUGUCACAGUCUGUGAUUUGUUUUAUCCGUGGCGUGUCCACUGGGUAGAUCGCGCUGCUCAGCUGUCCUCCAGAAUCUGUUCGUGAAUGUUCACGUCUCCCCUCAUAAUCAGCCUGGUGACCACCUGUACAUAAUUAAACUAUUUUCUGACGACCCUCGUCUCCGGGGCUGCACACCACCUCCCUGCACUUUUGCUGUCACCUGGUUGACCUUGGCUCUGACCGUGAAGAUGAAUCGCAGGGACCCCCGCCCGGCAAGCUGGGCUCCUCACCGCUGCUGGCCUGAGGCCCUGCGGGCCCCCGGUCUGGCCUCGGCCAGCAGCCCAGGCUGGGUGGUCGGGCGUGACAGGAAGGCAGGAGGGCCGGGAGGUGUGGGGACUGAUGAGACGAGCUGCGGCUUGGGCCUGGGGGCUGGCCCUCGUCGGGUGCUGGCCAUGCCCUGCGGUCACUGCAGCGUGGCAGAGGCACAUGGUCUUGGUGCAGGUGCACAGAGGCUGGCCCUCCCCCGGGUCCCCCGGGUCCCUCCUCCUCACAGCGGGAGGGUGUGGGGGGCUUUGGAUUCUCUCGUUCCGGGAAUUCAAAGCAAAAGCAAUGGCCUUGAGUCACGGCCUGUUAGAGAAUCCCCAGCUGCCCCGUGCUCCGGGGGACAACUCGUCAGGACAAACGACAGCAGUUACAUGACUCGAGGUUUUGGUCAGAAGUGACGUUCCCAGCCUCCUGCGGGUCUGUCCACCGUCCGCAGGGCGCGUCCUACUCCUGGCUGCCUGGCACUGCUGGCCGGGCCCUGGAGACGGGGCGGACAGACCUCGACCCUCAUCCCUGUGGUGACAGCAGGCUUGGCCAGGCCCUGCCGAAGCUGCCCCUCAGCCCAGUCAGCACUGUGGGCUGGUCUCUGAGAACUCUGUGCGGUCUCUUCUUUAGCCAAAAUGUGAGUUAUUGAGUCAGAUGUGAUGCCAAGUUAGGGAUUCAAGAGGGCGCCACCUGCCCCUCAGGUGGGCUUGCGAGUUGGGUCACCCGGGUCAGGACCCUCCCUGUGCCGGGCUCCUAGGCGCCCAUCCUCACAUCAAGGCCUCACCUGGGAGACAGGGCAGCGGUUAGCUGAACACUCUGACUUGAAGCUCGGAGCCCCGCCUUCCACCUCCAGUGACCUCGUUGGUCUGGCAGAGGGUGGGCCUGCACCUCCUGACAGUUCAGAGGAGGAAGGGGCUCUGGCUUUGUGUCCUGAGGCCCCAGGACCCUACGGCCUCUGC